CUAACUCGCAGAGGGAAGUAACUUGUAAAAGGGGAACUAACUUGUUGAUGAACGUCUGCUAGGAAGGUAGCUAUGUUGUAAACUCCUCAAAAAUUAUUUUUAAAACGUUGGCCGUGUGUGUGCUGGUGUCUGUGGCAAGAGGACUAGAUCUAGACUCUACACGAUUCUGUGGUAUUUCAAUCUUUGCUUUUCUUGUCUAGAUCUAGAUCGAAAAGUUUUACGUCUACAUCUAGAUCUAGACCACAUUAUUCUAGAUUCUAGAUCAGUAGAUGUGCUAGGAGUCUGUGAUUUAUUUUUUGGAUUAUAAUUACAAACGCCAAACUAUGAUCAAAUUCAGUACAAGACUACAUAAUAUUGAUGAUAUUAUUCGACACAUUCGGAUUAUUACCGAUAAUGAUGAUGAUAUAAGUUCAGACUGGCUUUGAGGCUGCACAGGCCUCAUGGAAUAACACUCACAUUUGCCAUGACUACUAAAGUAGUUGACUUUUUAAAUGAAUCAGGGGGAAGCAAUUUCACAGAAAAUGCUCCACGCCCUCCAACCUACGGGGAGGAGAAUGAACUCCAGUCUAAUGGUGGGAACUCCACCAAGAGCAGCAGCUCACACAAGAGCCAUGUCUCCAACAAAUCACAUACUUCCUCCAAAAGUGGGACAUCCACCAAGGGGGAUCAUUCGCACUCGCCCGCCACGACACCUCGCAAGUCCAAUCUGGAAGGGUUUAAGACAACAGAUAACAUGACUCACACGAGUCUUUGUGAAUGUGAAGACAGUGAAAUGGCUGCCCCUCUGGGGUUUGAACCUGAAGGGAGCGCUGCAAACUCACCCCCUUAUUCUGAAAAUGGCACCCCACCACACCUGAAAUGGGCUGAAAAUCUCAGCUAUCUUUUGGAGGAUUCUGAAGGUGUGGAUCUCUUUCAAAAAUUCAUGGAUAAUGAAUUGGAAGGUGGAUCCGAAGUUCUUCAGUUUUGGUUUGCCUGCCAAGGGCUCAAAAGGAAGAUAGGAUUAAAUGAAGCAGACAAAAUUAUCAUAGAUUUACAGAAAGUUAUUUAUAAACGUUAUGUCAGAGGAGAUAAAGUUCGGUGUAUAUCAAAAGAAGUCAAGAAGGAAAUAGCAGAAAAUGUUUCAACGUCAAGUACUCUUGACAAAAGUAUUUUUGAUUCAGCGCAGGAAGAAGUGGAAAAUUAUAUGCGCAAUGUGACUUACCCGGCUUUCUUGAGGUCGGAUAGUUAUGUGCAAUACGUUCAGAAUUAUGUUGAGAGUCCCAAAUCGAGUCAUUCAAGUGGUUCAAAUAGUGCUCGUCCAGUUUCACAGUCAGGUCUUCUUCCUGUGGUGCAUGAGGAUAAAGAGUUGGAGAGUAAAGACUUUUUAUCGCUUUCUUUACCUGUGAUGAAGGCUCCUUUAGCCAUUAAGAGACCUGAAACUUUUGAUCCUCCAGUUCGCCGAAUGGAGACAAUGACUGGCUCUCAACUGUAUAAUCAACGAAUACCUUAUCCUGUGCAUGUUUCGUAUGCCCCUGUUUCGGCACAGGAUAGUGAGUUGCAAAGUUUAUCCAGCGAUGCCCUAACAGAUGAUACUAUUUCUGUAACAGACAGCAGUGUAGAUGGUUAUCAUCAUCCGCUAAGAAAAAAACAUAGAAAAGCUGUGAUGAAAAACCUAGCCCAGCAGAAUAGAGAACUUAGAACAGGAUUGCAUUCACAGAUCAUCCCACGUACUGAGCAUGCACCAAAAGAUAGGAAUAUAGCCGAAGCUGAACCUAAGAGGUUUGCUGAAUUGCUUAUAGAGAAGCUAAACAAAGUCUUAGAAGAAAGAGAAACAACUGCAAAGAUGGAAGAGAAGCUGAAAAGUAUCAAUUCUGUUGAGGUGGAGAAGGGGGAAGUAUUCAGUGAUCAUGUAGUUUUAAAUAAAGGAAAUACAUCUUCAUCAUUUAUGCCUCUAAUCCGUCCUGUGGCCAUGGAAGAAGAAACAGCCGAGAGCAUUCUAGAUCAGCAUUGUUCUCGAAUCUGGGCAUCUUCCUCUCAUCACACCCCAUCAUACUCACCUCCAGGGCAUCAGUCGCCGCCACAUAACAAGUCCCCAGACCGGCACAAAGAUGCUCGCAAGAAAAGCAUGAAUGUACCCACAAUAGCCCAGAAUCCUUACCUAAACAGAAGCUAUCACAAGAAGAGGGACUUUGCUUCUGUUUCGCAUGAUAGCGGAAUAGAAAAUUGUAACUUGAUAUUGUGUGGCACUGAGACCCACAGGCACAUACACCAUCACCACCACCACCACCACACGUCUCGGGACUCUUCCAGCAAGAAGACAUUUGCUGAGGUGGAGGCCCAGGCCUGUGGCUUGGGCUCCUGGAGGACAGAAAACCCUGCUGGUAUCUCUAUUGAUUACAAUCAGGAUAUUGCAGGUAGAGGGCGAUCUAACCUCAGAAAAAGUGCAGGUGGUGUUGUGCGCAAGAGUUCAGAUACUAGUAGUAACAUUGAUAGUGGCAUCAGUGUUAUGGAUUCUGUUAAAAUACCACCAGCAUGGAAUAACCCAACCAAUGAAAAGGUUAUGAAAUGGAUGAUGGAUAGUGAUUCAGUUCAUCCCGAUGUUACUCUUGUACCAGAUGUGGAUAAGAGUUCUUCCUCUCAUAGGCGAGCACAAAAGUUGAAUCAGUCAGCCGUUCCAGCACAACAGUCACGGCCAAGUACGAAGUCUAAAGCUUUUCCAAGAUCCACAUCUGUUGAUAGAGCUGACAGGGGAGCCUGGAAUGGACCAUCUGCAAUCAUGCCAAGCCAACCUUUUGCCCAAGAUUCUUCUAUGCCUCUGCUAACACCACCAAAUCCAACAACGCAACUAGAGGAAGCCAAAAGAAGACUUGAGACCCAGUCUAGAACAACGAUAACUUCAGCUUCUCCAGCUAAAUCCAAAAGUUUUACGGGUAUGCGGCCACCACCUUGUGGUACACCUUUACCAGCAGGUGCUAACAUGAGAUCAGUGCAGCCAGUUAGAAAUGUAACCACACAAUUGGACACCUCCUCAGCUAGUCAAAGUCUAGAUUAUCGGUUAGGCCAGCCAGCCAACGAAACUAUUAUAGGUAUCUACAUGGGCACAGAACCUAUCCCUUACAGACACCAGUUACCAGGUCGUGCUAUCACCUUAGCUCAGAUCAAAACGCUGAUCACCAAACGAGGAGUAUUCAAAUAUUACUUUAAACGUCAGAGUGAUGAAUUUGCUGAUGGAGCAGGUGCUGUGUUUGAAGAAAUCUCAGAUGACAAUACUAUCGUUCCUAUGUGGCAAGGCAAGAUAGUUGUCAAAGUGGACAGGCAGGAGUUAUGACACGAAGUCUGAUAGGCCAAUAGGAUUUACCCCCCCUCCUUUUUCUCUGUGCUCAGAGGCCUACUGCUGUAGCUGUGAUUCUAAGUUAAUGUCGACCACUGUGCUGUGCAGCUCUGCGCUGACUCAAUAGAAGCAGCAGAACUUUCCUCAAGUAUGACCUAGCGCUGAGGUUUACUUCUCCAUGACAUGAAAAAUAUAGGUCACCUUCACCUCUGGAAACUAACACCAACAUACCAAUUAUUUCCCCUACAUUGGGUCAGAUUAUCUUAUAAGAGAAGACAUUUGUGUAGUAUCAUUGCAUGUUCAAGGGAAACAUAUCUGUGCCAGUGCCGCAGCUUCUGUCCCAUAGUGUUGUAUGGUCAGGUUAUGUACAUUGUAUAUUUAUUGAACUCAAAUGUGUAGGUACACACCAUUAUGUUGGUUGUGAGGGUACAGAUGGCUUGGCUGCAAUUAGGUAAUUGUUUUAAUUGUGUACAAACUAUAAAUACAAAUAUACACACAGAUAUAUAUUUAUAAAUAUAUAUAUAUCUUAAUCUCAAUAUUUAGUGUGAGGCAUGUAUAGUGGCAUGUGUGUGGUACUGGAGAGGGGCAUUUUAUGUGUGUGUGUGUGUAACAUGAGCCAGUGUUACAAAUGUGAGGUCUAAUUGAUAACCUCAGUUGUGCUAAACUUACCAUCUUAAAUUACUCAGGGAGCUGACCUUGUCCUCUAAUGGGGAAGGGUCAUUUGGUUAGUGCAACCACAGGGAUUUCACAUUUGAGCUCACAGCAACCAGUGUGAGUGUGUGUGUGUGUGUUUGUAGAAAACAUUUUGAAGUUGUGGUCUUCCACAGUGUUGUGAGGUGUCCACUUGGAAAGUUAUUUGUCUUGAGAGAGUUUAGCCGUCCUGGUUCUCCAGCUAGAUAAUUAGAUAUUUAUUCUUAGUGUUCAAUAGCCUAUCCUUUAGACUGACAAACAGUACAUUAAAUUAUGAGAGCAAUGGUUUGUUACAUGCAAUACCUAAUUGACUGUAAUGAGUUUAUAAUGCAUUAAACUGGAUUGUUAGUUCAUGUUCUUUCACUUAGAUCCAUGUAUAAAGAUCAAGAAAUGUUAGUAACACUUGUGUUCAAAACUAAAAGCUAAUUGCUCUGCAACAUUAGUUCUUAUUUGUAGUUCAGACAAAAUCUUGUGUUACAUGUUAGUUCUGGAGUGCUGGUCACUCCAAUAAAAGUCAGCCAAAAAGGCAAUUCUUAUGACAAGGUUGGAUGGUUGAUGAGGUGUGUGUGUGAACAUAGUUUGAUUGCUUGCGUGUGAGUGGACAAGGUUGUGUAUAAUUUAUUGUUCCAUGGUUUUGUGCAGAAGUUGAUGUACAGAAAUUAUUUUUGUAAUUCUGUUCAGUUUUAGUUGGAACAAAACAUGAUCUAUAUAUAUAUAGGAAACUGUCAUGAAGUUUUAAAACAAUUAAAUUAAUGUCUAAAUGUU
Messenger RNA from Biomphalaria glabrata, 4765 nucleotides. Its product is annotated as axin-1-like. The transcript has 11 exons. The coding region runs from base 464 to 3307 and encodes 947 amino acids. Lineage: Eukaryota; Metazoa; Mollusca; Gastropoda; Planorbidae. Gene Ontology annotation, biological process: negative regulation of canonical Wnt signaling pathway. The record is from RefSeq and is a predicted model, not a curated record.